AUGUCCCCCUCCCCCUCCGUCCGUGCAGUUGCGCGCAUUGCAUUCCUGGCUUCAGAUGCUCUUGUCUCGUCCGAGCCACCUCUUCCAGCCACCUCCCCUUUCACUGCGAGCUUUGCCACCCUUGCUUCCUCGGCCCUCCAGCCCCCUCGCCCCGUGAACCGCAUCCCGUUCGGCGCAGACCCUGGCACGGCACUGUUACAAAGCCACCAACAAAAUAUCUCCGCGACAAGCCUCGUCUCGUACGUGACCCUCUCCCACCGCCAGGUGCUGCAUCACCUCCUGCCACAUCUAGCCGAGCUCUCCGACACCCCCACCGUCCUCCAUGUCGCCAUUGCACCCUCGGACGACCUCAGCGAUGCACUAGUCCUGCGCGCCACUGUACCUCUCUGCAUCUACUCUCGUUCGGCGCAGCAGGCACACGACCAUGCGCUGCUCGCAAGCCGUAUUGCCUUGGUCGAGGGCAAGGCUGUCUUGCACAUUUUCCACGUCGGCACAGACGAAGAAGAGCUCAGUGAACUCGACGAGGGCGGUAUUCACCCGUACCUGCUCGCGGAAAAGGCCUCGCCGAUUUCACCCACCUCACCAAACGGACAUACAAACGGGUUCGCGAACGGACAUGCUAACGGUACCGCAAAGUCAAAGCCCGACGAGUCCGCUGCGCUCUAUAAAGCGUAUGAAUCCGCCGCAAUCUCCACCGUCGCCGUCCUGCGCCGUCCCCUCCGCGCUUUUGUCCCUCGCGGUUCUUCCACCUCGCAUACGGUCAUCUUCACCCUUGGUCCUGUCCCACCGUCCCUUGAGGUCGAGGACGUCCAAUGGAUCGACGUCUCGCUGCUCAAGCCGCUUCCCGCCGCCAAGAUCGCAGCAGCGGUACCCGCUUCCGCGAAGACUGUUCUCGUCUGCGAACAGGUCAGCCGAUGGAGCGUCAAAUGGACGCCGCUUUUCCUCGAAGUCGUCAGCGCGCUCCAGGAUGAUCAAAGGGAAGAGCGACCGGUUGUACGGAGCGUCGCACUCCGAGAUGUCAGCGGCCUCACCGUCCUAGACGUACAGAAACUUCUGCUCAAAGCAGGUGAGGACGCCAAGGAGCGGCUGUCCCUCGGUGCGCCCUUGUCCGAGAAAGCGAAUGGCAGUGCAGCAGCGCCCGAAGUGCAGGCCCCCCAUGUGCCAAAGCACGAAUCCUCGUACACCACACUGCUCCAGACGCUCUUUGGCGAGCGACUCGAGAUCGCGAACGACCCGGCGCUCGUCUCGCAGCUGGGCCCGGUAGCCACGAGCCCCGAGUUUACCCUUGGGCGCAUCCGUGGUGAGGACGAAGCCGUGUCCAGGCUCGCGGUGGACGUCAAGGAGCUCCUAGGCGAGCCCGCGCUCCCGGAGGAUCUGCAUGCGCUGCUGAGUGAAUGGCCACUGCUCAAGGGCAAGAACGACAGCAAGGGCAAGGGCAAGAGCAACGCCGCAGAGAAGGAGAAAGAACUCGGCGACAAGAUCGCCGCCACACUGGAGCUUGCCGCCGCGAAGGGUCUGCUGACGGGCGCCGUGGCAGAGCGCGUCGUACGUGCACGCGGGGUGUUCCAGCAGGCCGCCGGCCUGCGACACAAGUCGCGCUGGAUCAUCGGGAGCGACGCGUGGGCGUACGACCUCGGCGCGUCCGGCCUGCACCACGCGAUCGCGAGCGGGCUCGACGUGAACGUGCUCCUGCUCGACACCACGCCCUACUCCGCCCGCGCGGCCGACCCCGCGCGGCGCAAGCAGGACGUGGGCCUCUACGCCAUGAACCACGGCGACGUCUACGUCGCGAGCGUCGCCGUGUACGCGAGCUACGCGCAGGUGCUGCAGGCGCUCGUCGAGGCGGACCGCUUCGCCGGGCCCAGCGUCGUGCUCGCGUACCUGCCCGUGUUCGGGCUGGGCGACAGCCACUACUGGCCGCGCGCGGAGGACGCGCACUACUACAACAAGGCCGGGCGGGACCUCGAUGCGCGCCUCGCGCAGCUGGGCGCGCAGCGGGUGGUGCCGCUCGGGCUCGGCGACGACCAGGACGCGGACGGCCCGGAGACGGGCUACAAGCUGUGGGAGCCGCGGAUCUGGAAGGCGCUCGGCGUGGACGCGGUGGAGGUGCAGGAGGCGGAGCCCGAGCCGAUCACGAACGAGCACAUCAAGGUCGCGUCGCAGUACCUGCGCGGGACGAUCAAAGAGGGGCUGGCGGACGGCAGCACGGGCGCGCUGGCGCCGAGCGACACGCAGCUGACGAAGUUCCACGGGAUCUACCAGCAGGACGACCGCGACAUCCGGGACGAGCGCGUCGCGCAGGGCGCGGAGCCCGCGUACUCGUUCAUGAUCCGCGUGCGCAUGCCGGGCGGCGUGUGCGCGCCCGCGCAGUGGCUGCUGAUGGACCGGAUUGCGGACGAGCACGGGAACGGGACGUUCAAGAUCACGACGCGGCAGACGUUCCAGUACCACGGCGUCAUCAAGGGCCACCUCAAGUCUGCGAUCCAGGACAUCAACAGGGCGCUCCUGGACACGCUCGCUGCUUGCGGGGACGUGAACCGAAACGUGAUUGUGUCGGCGAUCCCCUCCCUGACGAAAUUGCACGGUCAGGCCUAUGACUUUGCGAAGCGUGUCAGCGAACAUCUGCUUCCCCGGACAACAGCGUACCACGAGAUCUGGCUCGACAAGAAGCUGGUAGCUGGCGACGCAUUGAAAGAUGUCGAGCCUCUAUACGGCGAGUUCUACCUCCCGCGCAAGUUCAAAGUCGCCGUCGCUGUCCCUCCUACUAACGACGUGGACAUUUUCGCCAACGACCUCGGCUUCAUCGCCAUCGCUGACGAUAAUGGUGACUUGGUCGGGUUCAAUGUCUCUGCUGGAGGUGGUAUGGGUGUCACUCACGGUAACAAGAAGACGUAUCCCCGCCUGGGAGAUGUCAUCGGUUACUGCACUGUUGAGCAAGGUGUCGAGGUGGCUGAGAAGAUCAUGCUUGUCCAGAGAGAUAACGGCAACCGCGAAGAUUUGUUUCUUCAGAAUGCCCGUUUGAAGUACACCAUUGACCGGAUGGGCUUGGAAAACUUCAAGGCUGAGGUCGAGCGACGACUCGGCUACAAGCUGCAGGCAGCACGUCCCUUCGCCUUCAACCGCAACGUGGACGACUACGGCUGGCACACGGGCGAGGACGGCAAGCACCACUACACCUGCUUCAUCGAGAACGGCCGCGUCCAGGACGAGCCUGGCCGCGAGUUCAAGACCUGCCUCCGAGAAAUCGCGAAGGUGCACAAGGGCGCGUUCAGAAUGACCGCCAACCAGCAUCUCCUCAUCACCGACAUCGCGACGGAGGAUCUCCCGCGCAUCAAGGCGCUCCUUGCCGAAUACAAGCUGGACAACCUCAACCACACCGGGCUGAGACUCUCGUCGUCAGCUUGCGUUGCGUUCCCCACGUGUGGUCUUGCGAUGGCCGAGUCGGAGCGGUAUCUCCCCAUCCUCAUUGACAAGGUGGAGAAGAUCUGCGAGGAAAACGGCCUCCGCAACGACUCUAUAGUUAUGAGAAUGACUGGGUGCCCUAAUGGUUGUGCGCGACCAUACGUUGCGGAGGUCGCCUUCGUCGGCAAAGCGCCUGGCACUUACGCGAUGCUCUUGGGGGGUGGUUACCACGGCCAGCGACUCAACAAGAUCUACCGAGAAACGGUCACCGAGCCUGAGAUCCUCGCUAUUCUCGGGCCCAUGAUCAAACACUACGCGCUCGAGCGUCUCUCGGGUGAGCACUUCGGCGACUUUGUUAUCCGCGCGGGCUACAUCGCAGCGACGACGGAGGGCAAGGCCUGGUACGACCGGAUGGGCGGCGAAGGCGCGCACCGCGACACCGCUGCAUAG
This is a messenger RNA of Postia placenta MAD-698-R-SB12, 3852 nucleotides long. RefSeq lists its product as hypothetical. Bases 1 to 3852 code for a protein of 1283 amino acids. Gene Ontology annotation, biological process: amino acid biosynthetic process; sulfate assimilation. Gene Ontology annotation, molecular function: FMN binding; sulfite reductase (NADPH) activity; 4 iron, 4 sulfur cluster binding. Gene Ontology annotation, cellular component: sulfite reductase complex (NADPH). The record is from RefSeq and is a predicted model, not a curated record. NCBI's taxonomy places the organism in Eukaryota, Fungi, Basidiomycota, Agaricomycetes, Polyporales, Adustoporiaceae. The transcript has 8 exons.